AUGUCUGUAGACUUUCAAAUCAUCGGUUGCGGUGUCUUUGGGCUCUCUCUUGCUCUUGAGCUCAAGCAUCGCCUGCCAGCCGCUACAAUCCGCCUCUUUGAUCGAUAUGAACCGCCAGUAUCUGAUGGUGCGAGUGUUGACACGUCACGCAUCAUUAGAGCAGAUUACGCAGACCCAAUCUAUGCCGCUCUCGGCAUCGAAGCCAGAGCUGCUUGGCUCGCUGAUAUGGAGCUUCAAGCGUGCUAUCAUGAAACCGGCUUCAUCUUGACUGUUCAAGGUAACGAUGAUCGAGGCUACCUAGAUAGCUGCCUUGCCAAUGUCAAAGCAAGCGGUGUCGCAGCUACAGAAUUGUCUCAUACAGACAUCUUCACUCGAAUCAAACAAGAUGGCUCACAUGCACAGCAUCAGCUACGGGGGUAUGCGAACCCUAUUUCUGGCUGGGCAGAUGCAGAAGCAACGAUACGUGUGCUGUAUGCGCGACUCAAAGCGCAGCCUGGUGUCUAUUUCGUGUUUGAGCAGGUGAUGCAUUUGCUCUACGAAGGCGAUACUGUGUCUGGCCUCCAGACAGUCUCAGCGGAGCAGUAUCAUGCAAAACAAACAGUCUUGGCAACAGGCGCCUGGCAACUCCCUGAUGUCGCCGUUCCCACCCUUGCUACUGGCCAAGUCCUUGCUUGGAUUGCGCUCUCCGACGAAGAAGAGCAGCGUUUCAGUCACAACUUUCCUGUUCUCAUCAACUUUUCCUCUGGCUGGUUCGUAUUGCCUGCUUACAAGGGUGAACUUAAGAUUGCUCGACAUGCACUAGGUUAUACAGCAAUGCGAACGAUUGGAGAAGGCUCUAUUGCUCGUACCAUCUCGGUACCACGAACAAGCUUAAGUCAUCCAGGUCAGCAGAUUCCUGAAGAAGGCGAGCAAGCCCUUCGACAGGGACUUGAGCUCUUCCUGCCUAACUUGGCAAAGCGGCCAUUCAAGCGGACGCGAACGUGUUGGUAUUCGGAUACACCCAAGGGUGACUUUUUGAUUGAUUGGCAUCCCUCAAAACGCAACUUGUUCGUUGCCAUGGGUGGGAGUGGUCAUGCCUUCAAGUUUGCACCGUUGCUCAGUAGAGAGAUUGCAGACAUCUUGCUGGAUACACAGCACAAAGAUCCAAAGUUGGCAACGGUCAAGGCACAGCGACGGCAGAAGUGGAGUUUCACUGCAGCACAGGAAGCACUGGAGACGGGCACAGGGGAUGAUUCUCGCGGUGUCGGUGGUCAUUUGGAAUGGGAUGAUAUCGCUUGA
Messenger RNA from Protomyces lactucae-debilis, 1278 nucleotides. Its product is annotated as FAD dependent oxidoreductase. The record is from RefSeq and is a predicted model, not a curated record. The transcript has a single exon. Gene Ontology annotation, molecular function: proline dehydrogenase activity; flavin adenine dinucleotide binding; sarcosine oxidase activity. Lineage: Eukaryota; Fungi; Ascomycota; Taphrinomycetes; Taphrinales; Protomycetaceae. Bases 1 to 1278 code for a protein of 425 amino acids.